AUGUACAAACAAAAGACCGCGAACAAUAAUAAUAGCUUGCCACCAAUACACGCCGCCAUUCAAAAUCACAAUCCUGUCACAUAUGCGGCUGAACAGGAACUUCACCUUCCCUCACUUUUAGACAAUAAUUCUGCCCCGUCACCUAACUCUCUACCACCGAUUCAAAUACCAAAUUCUACAAAUGAUUCUCGGAUGUCAAUAAAUCGGUUAGUGAAUGAUGCAGCAGAACCAGCAGAUGAUGUACUGGGUGCCGCUCAAGUAUUGGAGACUUUGAGACGGGGUCCAGUAGAUGCUCCAGCGCCGGUUGAACCUUCACCUGUACCAAAUUCAUCGAAUACGAACGUUGGAUUAAGGCAUCGAUUACCAGCAAUUCCGCUCGUCAAUCGAGCACUUGGUUUAUAUGAACAGGGUAAAGAAAAAAGUUCAAUUUUCAAGACUAGCGCAGAUGCACUUGAAUCAUCAUUCAAAGCGAUAUCAACAAAAAUUCCACAGAUUGAGCAAUUGGAUGAGUACGCUUGUCGUGGACUUGAUAAAUUGGAAGAGAGAUUUCCUGGUGUCAUUGAACCAACAAAUAACCCCCGACAAACUGAUGUAUUUAAUGGUAUAGGAGAUGAUAACAUGCAAAUGUCAAUUCCAACUCCUCAAACUCAUCAUCAGCACCUCGAUAUAUCAAUGAAGCGUCAAUCGCGUGGUAAUAGUGAACUAUCGAGUAGAAGUUCAUCUCCAUCUUAUCGUAAUAGCGGAGCAAGGCCUCAUCGUACAUCACAAUCUAAUGUGCUUGUUGAUACUGGUACAGUAGUUGGUGGAGUUGGAGCAGCUGUAUCCGAAGAAAGUAUGAAAUCGUUGAAAUACUGCCUCCAAUGGUUACAUUAUGCGAAUCAGCAUAUUGAACAUCAGAUCGCAGUACUACGAGAAUUUAUUGUUAAUCUAACAAAACAAGCAUCAUCAUCAUCGUCAGGAGCUUUGAUAAAUACUUCAGCAACGUCAACUCUAUCAUCAAUAAAACGUGAAGUAGUUGAAACUCUACGUAAAGUGAUUGAAGUAGUUAGUAAAUAUGCCGGUGCAUGUUUACCGGAUCAAGCGAGAACCAAAGUAAGAACAUUUAUACUAAAUUUACCAAGUAAAUGGGCAAACGUUAAUCGUACCGGUGAUCAUUCCGCUACGCCAUCUCCAAUGUCAUCGCCAGUGUUAGCACCUACCACAACAAAUACACAUCCGGCCACUAAUGCAAUUCGAUUAUUAAGCCUUGCGACUGAAUCACUCGAGAUGUUGAAAGCGGUUGCCAAAAUUUUCUUGGAUACAAUUGCAAGUGCUGAAUUUUGGGUGGCAAGAUUAAGAGCCGUAGGAGUAACAAGUGGAGGAGCCGCCGCAGUUGGUGAAUUACAAUUCGAUAACAUUCCACAGUUACCCACCGGAUGUUCAUCUCAACAACAAAAUGGAUAUUAUAAAUCAAACAUUACCACUCCUGUGACCACCAAUGGAAUUAAUGAUUAUAAUCGUAAACAUUCAAACAUCGAUGAUGAUGAUGACUUGACCAUCAACGAUGAUUACGAGUAUUCUUCUUCCGAAUCUGAAGCAGAGGAUAUGCGGAUGCAAAUGAAUAGUCAAAAUGGAAUAUUUGCAACCAACAAAAGACCAAAGAAAUCAAUGAAAAAAGAUGAUGAUGAAAGUAUGGAUCUUUCUUAA
Messenger RNA from Ambispora gerdemannii, 1686 nucleotides. Lineage: Eukaryota; Fungi; Glomeromycota; Glomeromycetes; Archaeosporales; Ambisporaceae. The record is from the annotation of a GenBank genome assembly.